AUGUGGAAUGAAAAGAUCAAUGUAUUCAAAGUGAGCAGCAUUACAAAUCUCCAGAUAAAUGAUUCUACUGAAAACGUCUCUCCAGAGGCUGUUUAUCAAAGUGGCUACAAAGUUUUCAUUGGAGAAAAUGCUACCCUUCUAUGCAUUUUUUCUGGAAACCCUGUUCCAAAAGUUCAAUGGCAGAACAAAAACGGAACAUACAUAACAACAAACCACAAAUACAUCGUCGGUCAGUAUGGACGACAGCUACAAAUCAUGAACGUAACUUUUGAUGAUGAGGGUGUCUAUAAAUGUAUAGCCAACGGCAGCCUAAUUCAAAAUCCAUUCCUCAAUGUCAUAUCCCCUCCGAUUUUUCCCGAUGCUGGUAGACGUUUUAUGACAAAAAUAGUGCAGAUUUCGACAAAAGAGUCAACUGUUCUCCUAUGCAACGCAAUGUCCUUAUCGGCCGAAAUUGAGCCUAUUGUGAUCAAAUGGAUGAAGAAUGGAAAGAUCUUGGAUCAAGAUGUUAGAUACCAGCUUUCAAAGGACAAAAAGACUCUUCAUAUUUACAACGAAAGUUCAGACGCUGCUGGUUGUUAUACAUGUGUGAUAGAAAAUAGCGAAGGGAUUGCAGUGUCAAAUUUUUUACUCCAUUUCGGAAUAUACCCAUCCAAACUUCCUCCUGAAAUAACGUCAGAGUUUAAGCAAGAGUAUUUCUUACCUCGCUUUCAUUCUUCUCCUUUGACUCUACUCUGUAGUGCUCACAACGGUGAGAUCACGUAUUAUUGGUCUAAAAAUGACAUGAAAUUCAACAGCAAUGGGCGCAUUGCUGUAAACAAGAAGAAUGGCGAAAUUGUCUUUCAAAAUCUCACAGAAGGCGAUUUUGGGAUUUUCUAUUGUUUGGCGGAAAAUGAAUACGGAACCUCCGUGUCCUUGUUUGUCAAGAUCUCUGAAGCGGUUCUUAAUAAAUUUCCUACAAUGACAUUUACACAAACUUGUGAAGAAAAACAACAUUGCCAGCUAAAUUGUCAGGAUAAACCUAGAUGUGAACCAAGAAAUGAGUGUCAUAUAGAAUGGAAAUAUGGAAUUGGGACUUCGAAUACUGUAUAUAUGAAAGAUAAAACAGCUGUGGAUGGAUCGGGGAACCUUCAUUUUCUAAGCGUAAGUAAAUCUGAUGGCAACAGAACAUAUGGUUGUGGAAUCUGGAAUGAACGCACAAAGACAUUUGUCAAGGGAGGUUCAAUAAAACUUCAAAUUCAUGAAUCAGAUGCAAGAAUUGAAACUGUCCCCAUUCGAGCAGUAUAUAAAAGUAGAUAUAAGGCAGUUGCUGGUCAAUACGGUAUACUGAGGUGUAUUUUCUCUGGAAGCUCAGUUCCUGUUAUAAAAUGGAAAAACAAAAAUGGUUCUUACAUAGAAAUAAAUCAUAGAUACAACAUUACAGAGAAUGGGAGACAACUACAGAUAAUGAAUGUAACCUUUGAUGAUGAGGGUGAAUAUCAAUGUAUAGCCGAUGGCAACAUUUCCCAGAAUCCAUUUCUUAAUGUUACUUCCCCUCCGAAAUUUGUUGAAAACAAUAGACGUUUCCUGACCAAGAUUGUAGAAAAUUCUUCUAGUGAAGUAAUAAUCUUAACAUGCAAUGCUGUUUCUGCGCCAGGGGAAGCAAAUCCAGGAGUGACCAAAUGGAUGAAAAACGGCAAAGUUAUUAACUCAUACCAAGAUUUUGUUAUUCAGUUGUUUGGAAACAACAGAAUAUUACAAUUACAUAAAGAAGAACCAGGAUAUGGUGGAAGUUACCAGUGUGUAGUAGAAAACAGUGAGGGUGUUGCAGUUGCUAACUUUUUAGUUCACAAUAAUUUGGUGCCGCUGACCACCCCUAGACUUGCAGGUAAAAGUCCUGCCUGGCGCUAA
Messenger RNA from Saccostrea echinata, 1887 nucleotides. Its product is annotated as contactin-2-like. The transcript has 14 exons. Gene Ontology annotation, molecular function: cell-cell adhesion mediator activity. Gene Ontology annotation, biological process: axon guidance; homophilic cell-cell adhesion; dendrite self-avoidance. Gene Ontology annotation, cellular component: axon; plasma membrane. The coding region runs from base 1 to 1887 and encodes 628 amino acids. The record is from RefSeq and is a predicted model, not a curated record. Lineage: Eukaryota; Metazoa; Mollusca; Bivalvia; Ostreida; Ostreidae.